AUGUUCUCCAGAUCGCUUUUACAGAGAUGUGCUAGAUCUCCAGCCCAGCAAUUGACCCAAAUGAUGGUGCCAAAAAGAUCCUUCCAAAGGUCAGCUAUGUUGUUAAGUGGAAAUUUAUCGGAAAAGAUUUAUGGUGUUCCUCAAGAAGGUGUUUAUUCAAAUUUACCUUUCAAGGUUAAAAACAGAAAGUUUAUCCCAUUCGCAGUAUGGUACUGGGGCGUAUUGGGUUUUUUCUUUGCCUUUCCAUUCUUGAGCACUGCAUGGCUGAUGUACAAGUCCGGUGCUUUGAAAAGAUCAUCGGCUUAA
Lodderomyces oxycetoniae is the source of this 306-nucleotide messenger RNA. It is a transcript of the gene COX8, whose product is annotated as cytochrome c oxidase subunit VIII. The record is from RefSeq and is a predicted model, not a curated record. Bases 1 to 306 code for a protein of 101 amino acids. The transcript has a single exon. Gene Ontology annotation, biological process: mitochondrial electron transport, cytochrome c to oxygen. NCBI's taxonomy places the organism in Eukaryota, Fungi, Ascomycota, Pichiomycetes, Serinales, Debaryomycetaceae.